Molecule: messenger RNA, 579 nt
Organism: Ostreococcus tauri
Lineage: Eukaryota; Viridiplantae; Chlorophyta; Mamiellophyceae; Mamiellales; Bathycoccaceae
Product: Acid phosphatase/vanadium-dependent haloperoxidase-related
Exons: 1
Coding region: 1-579 (192 amino acids)
Source: RefSeq, a predicted model, not a curated record
AUGGGCGCCGCCGCGACGAACCCCGCCCUCGUCGCCGCCCUCGUCGCCCUCGUCGUCGCGCAGGCGCUGAAACCGCUCACCGCGCGCGUCGCCGGUGGCGCCUGGCGACCGUCCCUCGCGGUCGGCUCCGGUGGGUUCCCGAGCUCGCACAGCGCGUUCGUCACCGCGCUCGCGUCGGGGACUGGGGUGAGCGCGGGCUUGGACGCGCCCUCGUUCGCGGUCGCCUGUGGGCUCGCGGCGGUGGUGAUGUACGACGCGAUGGGGGUGCGGUUACACGCGGGACGACAGGCGGAGGUGAUCAACACGCUCGUCGCGGGCGUGUACGGAUCGAGAGAGGGUGGGGGUGGGGUGGGGCGAGACGUCGAGCGGGGCGGGGCGAAUUUACACACGGAUGGGUCGGAGGGUGAGGGCACGCUCGCGGACACGCUGUUCGACGAGGGGUUCGACGCGUUUUUGAGUAAAAUCCAAGAAAGGCCUCUGCGCGAGCACAUCGGGCACACCCCGGUGCAGGUCCUCGCGGGGGCGGUGACUGGGAUCGUCAUCGGGGUCUCCGUGAGCUUUAGCAUGAUCUCCGCGUGA